AUGUUGUGUGCAGCAUCAUCCGUAAUAUUCCUUCUGUUGCUGCCAACAACUGGGUUUGCUCAUGUGCGACUGAUCUAUCCGCCAGCGCGAUAUCCUGCACUAGACUUCAUCAGCAAUCAGCACUCGACUUCACCGUGCGGUGUCACGAAACCUGCAAAAGAUACUUCGUCCGUAUGGAUUCGUUCUGGACAACCGCUCAAUGUCACAUGGUUCUCGUCUGCCCCCUACCAUGGUGGCUAUAGAAUCGAACUGCUGGAUGAAACCGAUGAAACGAUCGCACUGCUCACGGAUGGAACAAAUUUUGUGGGUGUGAAUGAUACGUCGUAA
Molecule: messenger RNA, 327 nt
Organism: Anisakis simplex (herring worm)
Lineage: Eukaryota; Metazoa; Nematoda; Chromadorea; Rhabditida; Anisakidae
Source: the annotation of a GenBank genome assembly